Molecule: messenger RNA, 6828 nt
Organism: Acipenser ruthenus (sterlet)
Lineage: Eukaryota; Metazoa; Chordata; Actinopteri; Acipenseriformes; Acipenseridae
Product: rho GTPase-activating protein 42
Exons: 25
Coding region: 324-3059 (911 amino acids)
Biological process (GO): signal transduction
Cellular component (GO): cytoplasm
Molecular function (GO): GTPase activator activity; protein binding
Source: RefSeq, a predicted model, not a curated record
CACCGAGUGCACUGGUGUAGCAAGGACUCCACUAGGAGUCAGCCAGCCACCGAAGGACUGAGUCAGAAAUAAUACUCUAAAGUUGCUCACGUAAAAAGUGACUGAAUACACACAGCCCAAACUGCCGGAAGUACCAGAGAGAGGAAAAAAAAACCUUUCAGGAGGUGCAAUGUAACCCACUGUAACGGAAUAAUAUAAUAUAAUUCUCACAAGGAAAACACAUUUCCCGGACUCAAAUCCUUUGUUUUAUACAUAGAGGUGUUAAAGAAACGCUUUUUUAGGGGGCCAUCGGGAUUCGGGUCGUUUUAUAAGUUUAUUUUCCCAUGUGUACAAUGGGGCUACCGACACUGGAGUUCAGUGAUUCUCUAUUAGACAGCCCGGAUUUCAGGGAACGUCUGAAAUAUCAUGAAAUUGAGCUGGACCGGACCAACAAAUUCAUCAAAGAACUCAUCAAAGAUGGGAAUAUGCUUAUUACUGCGUUGAAAAAUUUGUCUGUAGCGGUGCAGAAAUUCUCCCAGUCACUGCAGGAUUUCCAGUUUGAAUGUAUAGGAGAUGCAGAAACCGAUGAUGAGAUUAAUAUUGCUCAGUCAUUCAAAGAAUUUGCUCAGUUGUUAAAUACAGUGGAAGAGGAAAGGAGGAGACUGAUCCAAAAUGCAGACGAUGUCUUAAUUGCACCACUGGAGAAGUUCCGCACAGACCAGAUUGGAGCAGCAAAAGAUGGAAAGAAGAAAUUUGACAAAGAAAGUGAGAAAUACUAUUCAGUAUUAGAGAAGCACCUGAAUUUGUCAUCAAAGAAAAAAGAGACUUUGUUACAAGAGGCAGAUGCCCAGAUUGACAAAGAGAGGCAAAAUUUCUACGAUGCUUCCCUUGAGUAUGUCUUCAAAGUUCAAGAAGUCCAAGAAAAGAAGAAGUUUGAGUUUGUUGAACCACUCCUGGCGUUCCUCCAAGGCUUGUUCACAUUCUACCAUGAGGGCUAUGAGCUGGCACAGGAGUUUGAACCAUACAAGCAGCAACUGCAGUUCAAUUUACAGAACACAAGGAAUAAUUUUGAGAGCACGCGACAGGAGGUGGAAAAGCUGAUGCAAAGGAUGAAGACUGCGGACCAUGAUUACAAAGCACCCGGUCAGUGGACCAUGGAGGGAUACCUUUAUAUCCAGGAAAAGCGGCCCCUGGGGUUCACGUGGAUCAGGCACUACUGCACAUAUGAAAAAGGGAGCAAAACCUUUACAAUGAGUGCCUCCGAAACAAAAUCUGGUGGGAAAAUGAAUGGCCUCAUCAUGAGUCCCCCAGAAAUGUUCAAACUCAAAUCCUGCAUCAGAAGGAAGACAGACUCCAUCGACAAGCGCUUCUGUUUCGAUAUCGAAGUGGUUGAAAGAAAUACCACCUAUCAUGGAAAUCUUUUCAGACCUCUUCACAUUUUCUGUAAAGUCCGGCAUGGCAUCAUUACCCUGCAGGCACUGUCAGAAUCGAACAGAAAGCUGUGGCUGGAGGCAAUGGAUGGGAAGGAACCGAUAUACACUCUUCCAGCGAUACUUAGCAAGAAGGAAGAAAUGUUCCUCAAUGAAGCAGGUUUUAAUUUUGUGAAAAAAUGUAUUCAUUUGGUGGAGGUACGAGGAAUCAACACCCUGGGUCUAUACAGAAUAGGAGGUGUCAACUCGAAAGUACAGAAGCUGAUGAAUGCAGUGUUUGCAACCAGAGCUCCUCCAGACAUGGACAUUGACGCUGACAUGUGGGACAAUAAGACAGUCACCAGUGGGCUGAAAAACUACCUCCGAUGCUUGUCUGAACCACUGAUGACUUUCAAGUUUCACAAAGAAUUCAUCCUUGCUGUCAAGUCGGAUGACCAGAACUACAGGGUUCGUGCAGUCCAUGCCUUGCUACACAAACUGCCAGAGAAAAACCGAGAGAUGCUGGAUAUCCUGAUAAAACACCUGGUCACGGUCUCCACUCACAGCCAGCAGAACCUGAUGACAGUCUCUAACCUGGGAGUGAUCUUUGGACCGACCCUAAUGAGAUCUCAGGAGGAGACUGUGGCAGCUAUGAUGAACAUUAAGUUCCAGAACAUUGUUGUGGAAAUCCUGAUCGAGAAUUAUGAAAAGAUAUUUCAUCAUACCCCAGACCCCAAUGUUCCCCUUCCACAGCCACAGUCCAGGUCCAGCUCCAGGAAAAGCAGAGCCAUAUGUCUGGCCACGGGCUCAAGGAAACCCAAAGGCCACUACACCCCAACGCUGUGUCUAGCUGAUGCAGACAGUGACACCUUCAGUAGCAGUCCCAGCAGCACCCCAAUGGGAAGCAUCGAGUCUCUCUCCUCGCACUCCUCUGAACAAAACAGCUCGUCCAAAACAAGCUCGUCCCAGCAGAAAGACAAGUCUGCGAGCAGCAUUCCAUGGAUCGCCUCACCCGUCUCAUCCAACGGGCAGAAGAGCUCGGCCGGCACCACCAGUCCAGAUUCCAGCUCCAAGGAGGACGCAGCAAAGACAGACGGGGAGUCUGACACACAGAGCCUCUGCUCCGUCACCCAGAGCCUGUCCUCCAUCACACAGAGCCUGUCCUCCGUCACCACUGCUGGGAACACGUCACCCCCGCUGAAUGUGCCCAAAAAACCACCGUAUGGGCUAACAGGGCUGAAACGGUCUGCUGCCCCUUCGCUAAGAUCUCUCCAGCUGACAGGCGGUACCAGAAGUUGUAGUGGUUCAGUCCAGAGUCUCGCCUCACUGGACCUAAAGGAUACCCCGAAACUGCCAGUAAACCCAGAAUUGCCACCAAAGCUGACUGCCAGACGCAGGCUGGACACAUCUGCAAGCAACGGCUAUCAGAGACCCGGAUCAGUGAUUGCAGCAAGAGCCAUGAUGUUUGAAAACCUGAAUACCAAGACAACCCCUGUUGGACGCCAAGCAACGGCAAUGUACUCCUGUAAGGCAGAACACAGCCAUGAGCUCAGCUUCCCCCAAGGGGCGAUCUUUUCUAAUGUGUACCCUUCUGUGGAACCUGGCUGGCUCCAAGCAACUUACGAAGGAAGGACUGGUCUAAUUCCUGAAAAUUACGUGGACUUCCUCUGAUGACUUUUGAACAGGGUCAGAGUAGCUUCAUGGUAUCCAUGGUAACAGAAAUAUAAUGUAUAGUGAUUUGUUGUGCUUUCCAUUUUAAGUGCCUGCACCUGCGGACAUGGAAAAGUAAAGAGAACCUCAAGAAGAGGAUGCCAUUCAGUAAUAUACAGGAGGGUUUCAACAUGUUCCCGAUAGAAAGCCACAGUCACAGAUCUGGGUAAUGAACUGUUCAAUAAAAAGCAGCAUACAUACUAUUAGCUUUUACUGUCUAAAUAGUAAACCGAUGUGUUAUAUGUUUUGGUUCAACGUGAUCAGUGUUAAUAAUGCAAUUAAAAGACAACAUCGUUUUAGUCCAUUUGCAGAGACUGUAAAUCUGUCAAAAAUGGACUGAAAAUUCUCUAAACAUUUUGUAAAGAGGGUCUUGUAUUUAUGAAAUGAAAACCAGUAAAGCAGGUUCAAGGAUCCCUGAAGUAUCAGUAUGUUGUGAAGCUUCUGAAUAUGACAUAUCUACUCGCUGUGGCUAUGAGUGCACUUUGAAUUACUCUUGUGGUACGUAGAUGUUUUUAUUGUUGCCCAUCUGUUACUUUUCUAGAUGUGCAUAAGUGCCUUACAAAAACUAUUUAAAAUGAAAAAUAUUCAACAUUUACAUUAUAAAGAGUAGCAUUGCAUUGCUUUGCUUUAUAGUAACGUUUCUAAUUACCGGUAUGUUGCUUUAAAUUGUAUUUGUUUUUCUUUGGCACACCCAGCAGUUUUGAUUCUAGUUUUAUUAUUAUGCAGUACUUAAAGAUAAAGUAACAAAAAGUGGUUAAAAAACAUAUAUACAUGUUUUACUUGUCAUGCCUUCUGAUGAUGUAUUACAGUUCUAAAAAAGAAUUGUGGGGUUCCAGUAUGUAUUAGCCAGUGCCUUAAAGAAGAAUGCUUUAAAAUAUUAGCAACAUCCCUAUGAUAUUAAAUGGGUAUGUUUACAAUGACUUUUGGAACCCAAAGUGCAACAUUCUUUUUCUAGAAUUCAUAACCAAAUUGAAUUAGUAGAGCUUUAUUAGUUGUUGUGCUGUGGGGGAUCUUAAGGGAACCAUUGAACAAAUAAUUACAUUUUCCAUUCAUAGAAAAAAACUAACAUGACAGCGAGAAAUGGUCAAACAUCUAUUCUAGUGGCGGCGACGAUGGGGUAGAUUUUGGAUCAUUCUAAAAGCUUACAAAUUAUUAAAUUAUUUUAACAGUGCUGUUUCAUUCAUUAGUACAUUUCCUAUGAUUUGUGACAUUCAAAACAUUAGCAUAGCUCUGUGACACAGACACAGACUGGCAAAAAACAUAAACAGGGUUUUAUUGGUAAAAAAAAUAAAUAAACUAGCAUAUAUCAGUUUCGGAGCUCUGCCAUUCCUCCCUCAAAAUGGUUGCAAAAGAUUGCCUGUUCAACUGGCAUUAAAACCUAAGCCAUACAUUUCACUAGAAAACCACUGCUCCCAGCACGGAACUAACUGCAUACACCAAAGCUCCUCCUUAUAUACUGUGGCCUGAGCUCCCAGCAUUCCUUGGUUCAUCCUGCCCCUCCCCAUCUAGUACAACAUGACACAAACAGCUUUAGUUAAGUGUAGGUACCUUGGUUUAAUAAACCUCUGUAUUUUGGGUGCAGAUAAGCACCCUGUCACAAUCUCCACAAACUGCAGUGACUCUAUGUGGUACAAAAUAAUAGGGUCAAGUGAAAUUGUAUUACUGUCAUAGCGUUCUACCUCUAUUUUAAUAAAUCUACCCAAUGUGGUAUAUUGGUUUUUCCAGUGCAAUUCAUUAUUGCUUCUCUCAAGCAAUGUAGAAUAAAUAUGAACCAGUCCUAUGAGAAAAAACACCUUGGAUAUUAAAUGAGAUGCGGUAUAAAGCUAGGGCCUUCUUGAGACACAAACUGCAGCCUUUGUCAUUUAUAUAAGUGUUUGUAUAAUGAAAAUCGGCACUUUCUUAUUUAUGUGUUCCCUUAUAAAUGUACACUUACCGGUACACUGGUGUACUGGGGUUAUUAAAUGGUAUUAUAUUUGUCUGUUAAUGGUAAAACAGAGUUUGGUAUUUAACAACUUUAUUGUAUAACAAAUGUAUUGUUAAGCACUUGCUGUAUUAUAUUUUGAAGUAUAAAUUUUAAAUAUGUCAAUUUGUUUCAUUUUAUUAAUAUUAAAGAAAAAAAUAAUAAUAAUUUGUUGUUUGUGUUCGGUCAUAAGGUUGUGUUUUGUUUUGUUUUUCACAUUGAUGCCUUUUAUGACCUUGGCUAGCUGUCUACACAUAAGAAGCAUCUACAAGUGCUCCACCUUGACUGUGCAUAGGGGGCAGUGGAACUAGAAAGCACACAAUCCUGGCCGGGACACGUCCUAGCUGCUUAAACUGAUUGCUGUUUAAACCAUUGGCCUUCAGCUCUGCAGACUUAACUGUCACCAUGGUACAUUAUCAAGUGGUAUUGCCAUUGGAUUGAAAUGGUUUGCCUGGAGCUGACAUGUCUCCUGUGUCAGUCUCACACCCAUGGAGCAGCAUUUAAGAACCUAUUAACUGAUUACAAUCACUGCAAUUUUUUUUGGUUUCAAAAAGUGCCUAAACAAAAACGUGUUGCAAUAAUUGCUUGCAGAAGUUGUUAGAAACAUCCCUAAAACAUUUAUUUUUAGGGACUCUGAAGUCCACUGUAGUGCAUUACUAUUUUCAAAAAAGUCUGAUUUUAUCAUUAAUACAAACUCUAUAAAAAAAAAAGGUCAAAACAAUGCUGAUACAUCAACAAGCAAUUAAGGACAUGGCUUCAAAAACAUCAGUUCUGUUGAUGAUCCUAGGAGCCUGAUUUCCCACUGUGGGUAAAUUGCUGCUCACAUCCUCAGAAUUUACACACAGUGGAAAAUACAGGCCUAGUUGUUUCGUUUCCUUUUUUCUAUAGAAAACAGACAUGUGUUUGUGAGUAAUAAAUUGUUCCUUUUGUACAAUAAUAUAUACUGAUAGCUUGUAAAAUGUGUGGUACAUAUUUCUAAUCCUACAGGUCUAUUUAUGAUGUAAACAGUGAUGGAAAAAUAAAAAUACAUCUUUCCCUUAAGAUAUUUAAGCACAGUUGUUAUAUUAACUUAUGAAGGGGUUCAAUAAAGCAGACCCCCGAUGUGUGACUAGAGAAACAGAUUUAAAGCAGAAGUAACCAUACAAAGAAAGGUUUGAUGUGGAAUGCACAUGUUGAAUUUGUCAGAAGUAUCUAUUUAUAAACGGAUCAGCAUGUGUAAAUGUAAAGCUAAAAAAAAGCAAGUGAAAGUGCUUGUCACAGCGUGCGUUGUUGAUAUUGGGAUUGCACAUGCAGUCACAUAGAUCUGGAAGGUGCUGUAACUACAGGGCAUGUAUGGCAAGAAACAAUCCUUGUCUCUUCGUUUUAUGCUUAACUUUGUAUGUUUUGGGGUUUGUUGGAUGUUUUUUACAGCCGAUGCAACAAAAAAAGGUUUUCAUUAUUAUUAUUUUUUUAGAUGAACACAUACCGUAUAUCUGUAAAAAUGCUGUAAAUGUAACAACUGUCAAACUUUUUAUUCCUUUCCUCUGUAAACCAUAUACAGGCCUAGUUGUGGUAAAUCAACAUUUAAAUUAGACUGACAAAGAAUUAAGUUUGCUUCUCAGAUUUGUAUAUUUUGUUUACUGAGUAGGAUACAUUAUAUAUACUUUAAAGGCACCUAUUUGUAACCCAAGGCACCAAUUUUAUUCACUGUUAUUGUUAUAUAAUUUAUGUGUUAAUCCUGAAUGAUAAGGUUUAUGCUUGGAAAUUUUAAUAAAAUAACUUUUUUGUAUA